CUCACACUCUCCCGGGCUAGGCGCAGCGGACGCGCUCCAGCCAGGUGUUGGAGAGACAGUGAGGAUUUCUGAAAUGGCACGAUGAAUCUUUGAAGACGGCUUCAACAGGAAUACGGGAAUACCGGGAUCUUCAAUGGCAGCAGAAGGAGUGAUCAGGAGACCGAGAUGAAUUUUAACAGUAUUCUAGAAGAGAUUCUCAUUAAAAGGUCCCAGCAGAAAAAGAAGACAUCACCCUUAAACUACAAAGAGAGACUUUUUGUACUUACGAAGUCCAUGUUAACCUAUUAUGAGGGCCGAGCGGAGAAAAAAUACAGAAAGGGGUUUAUUGAUAUUUCAAAAAUCAAGUGUGUGGAAAUUGUUAAGAAUGAUGACGGUGUCAUUCCCUGUCAAAAUAAGUAUCCAUUUCAGGUUGUUCAUGAUGCUAACACACUUUACAUUUUUGCACCUAGUGCACAAAGCAGGGACCGAUGGGUGAAGAAGUUAAAAGAAGAAAUAAAGAACAACAAUAAUAUUAUGAUUAAAUAUCAUCCAAAAUUCUGGGCAGAUGGAAGUUAUCAGUGUUGCAGACAAACUGAAAAACUAGCACCUGGAUGUGAAAAAUAUAAUCUUUUUGAGAGUAGUGUAAGAAAAGCACUACCUCCAGCCCCAGAAACGAAAAAGAGAAGGCCUCCCCCACCAAUUCCUCCUGAAGAAGAUAGUAGUGAAGAAAUAGUCGUUGCAAUGUAUGAUUUCCAAGCAACAGAAGCGCAUGACCUCAGAUUAGAGCGAGGUCAAGAGUAUAUCAUAUUGGAAAAGAAUGAUGUCCACUGGUGGAGAGCAAGAGAUAAAUAUGGGAGUGAAGGAUAUAUCCCCAGUAAUUAUGUAACAGGAAAGAAAUCAAACAACUUAGAUCAAUAUGAAUGGUAUUGCAGAAAUACAAAUAGAAGCAAGGCAGAGCAACUCCUCAGAACUGAGGAUAAAGAAGGUGCUUUUAUGGUAAGGGACUCCAGUCAACCAGGCUUGUACACCGUCUCCCUUUAUACAAAGUUUGGAGGAGAAGGUUCAUCAGGUUUCAGGCAUUAUCACAUAAAGGAAACAACAACAUCUCCAAAGAAGUAUUACUUAGCGGAAAAGCAUGCUUUUAGUUCAAUUCCUGAGAUUAUUGAAUAUCACAAGCACAAUGCGGCAGGACUCGUCACAAGGCUGCGGUACCCAGUUGGUACAAAGGGGAAGGAUGCCCCAACCACUGCGGGAUUCAGCUAUGAGAAGUGGGAGAUUAACCCUUCAGAGCUGACCUUUAUGAGGGAACUGGGGAGUGGACUAUUUGGAGUGGUGAGGCUUGGCAAGUGGCGAGCCCAGUACAAAGUAGCCAUCAAAGCCAUUCGGGAAGGCGCCAUGUGUGAGGAGGACUUUAUAGAAGAAGCUAAAGUUAUGAUGAAACUGACACACCCCAAGUUGGUGCAGCUGUAUGGUGUAUGCACCCAGCAGAAACCGCUUUACAUUGUUACUGAGUUCAUGGAACGGGGCUGCCUUCUGAAUUUCCUCCGACAGAGACAAGGCCAUUUCAGUAGAGACAUCCUGCUGAGCAUGUGUCAGGAUGUGUGUGAAGGGAUGGAGUACCUGGAGAGGAACAGCUUCAUCCACAGAGACCUGGCUGCCAGAAACUGUCUAGUAAAUGAGGCAGGAGCUGUGAAAGUGUCUGAUUUUGGAAUGGCCAGGUAUGUUCUGGAUGAUCAGUACACAAGUUCUUCUGGUGCUAAAUUCCCCGUGAAAUGGUGUCCACCCGAAGUGUUCAAUUACAGCCGCUUCAGCAGCAAAUCAGAUGUGUGGUCAUUUGGUGUUUUGAUGUGGGAGAUAUUCACUGAAGGCAGAAUGCCCUUUGAAAAGAACACCAACUAUGAAGUGGUAACCAUGGUUACUCGAGGCCACCGACUCUACCGGCCGAAGUUGGCAUCCCUAUAUGUAUAUGAGGUGAUGCUGAGAUGUUGGCAGGAGAAACCAGAGGGGAGGCCUUCAUUUGAAGAUUUGCUGCACACCAUAGAUGAAUUGGUUGAAUGUGAAGAAACUUUUGGAAGAUAAGUGGUGUUGUGACCAGUGGCUCCAAGAUUCCAAAGCAUGAAAAGGAAAUGGCACUUGGUGCAUAACUUAUUUGGAACCUGGUUGUGUAGACGUUUUACGUAUACACAGCUAAGGCAUUUGCUUCUAUACCAACCUUGGCUCUGUGACUGAGUUUACCCAGUUGUGAAGAUGCUGCCUUAGAGCUGGUGAUUCAAGGCACCCACUUCUUAUUUCUCCCGAACUUGAGUUCCAGACACUAUGCUCAGGCCCUGGGGUUUGCCCAUUUUAGGGGUGUGCAUGGAACCAUGUUGGGUAGUGCCAGUAGAAAGCCAAGGUUUGGGGGAAGGGGAACAGUACUAGACCCAUGUUCCAGCAACCCUUCACUUCUCUGUGAUUUCUGCGGAAAUAGAGGCCUGGGA
Urocitellus parryii (Arctic ground squirrel) is the source of this 2456-nucleotide messenger RNA. It is a transcript of the gene Tec, whose product is annotated as tec protein tyrosine kinase. NCBI's taxonomy places the organism in Eukaryota, Metazoa, Chordata, Mammalia, Rodentia, Sciuridae. The record is from RefSeq and is a predicted model, not a curated record. Gene Ontology annotation, molecular function: protein binding; ATP binding; protein tyrosine kinase activity. Gene Ontology annotation, biological process: protein phosphorylation; intracellular signal transduction.